Drosophila grimshawi is the source of this 1290-nucleotide messenger RNA. RefSeq lists its product as uncharacterized. Bases 1 to 1290 code for a protein of 429 amino acids. The transcript has 2 exons. The record is from RefSeq and is a predicted model, not a curated record. NCBI's taxonomy places the organism in Eukaryota, Metazoa, Arthropoda, Insecta, Diptera, Drosophilidae.
AUGCGAAGGCAUACAACGACCAAAGGAUUUUGUCUGUGCCACUUGCGGUGCGUGUGGCGAGUAACGGGAAGACUGGGCAUCUAUCUGGGCUAUUACAAUGUGGGCUAUGCACAGGACUCGAAAUUUGUCUGGGACGAGCAGCUCUACGUGCAGGUAAUGUGCGUGAUCAACAUGAUUGUAUCCGUUGCCUAUCUGUGGGUCAGUCAGCGUUGGGUCUACGAUCAGCUGCUUUUCUUGCUCUACGUGCCGCUCUACAUUUACUUUUUGAGACUGCGAAGGCAUCUGACCAAGCUACUGAAUACCUGUGCCGGCAUAAAUGGCAGACUGCAGGACAUGCUCGGCGACAGGCUGUGUGUGCCAUUGUGGAGAGAGUGCGUUCUGACGCUCCUGCUGCCAUUCCAGCUCUGCCUACUGUUUAUGUGGCAGUGCCGCAUGUAUUAUAGCUACCAGGCAUGUUUCAUCGCUGGCGUCGCGCUCAUCUAUCACAUGCAGCUGCUCUUCCUGGGCAACUAUCUGAUAUGGCUGGCGAGCAUUUUCCGGGCGCUGAACGCAUUCCUGCAGCAGCACAUGUCGAGCACCCGGUUGGGCAUCCUACGCACAAUACUGCAGGAGCAAGUGAAUAUUUGGAGUGUGCAUUGGCAUAUCAUUCGUUACUUUGCGCUGCAUCUGAUCAGCCUUAUGGGAUUUAUUGUGUUGCGCUGCAGUCAGCUAUUAGCGGAUUGGCAACCCUUCUCCAACAACUCGGAACUGAGCCUCGAUCGAAUGCAACUGGUGCAUUUGAUGUUGCUACUUAUGACGUUUAUCACGCUGCUAAUUUGUGCAUAUGAUCUCCAGUUACAACGUUGGCAUUUCUAUGGCUAUUAUCUACAGCUGGAGGAUCGACACAAUUACUUCAAGUUGAAGUCCUGGAGCCUGUUGCGCAAACAGACACUGCCCAUGCCCUUCGGCCUGCCCAUUUUGCGUCGCUUUGCCAAACCGCUGCACAAACGGGAUAUCAUCAGCAUGUUGCUUACAAGCAACUUGCCGGUCACACAGCUACGCCCGAGGUCCUUGCCAAUGGCCAUCCUGGAUCUGAACUCUCUUCAACUACAACUGACACUGCCCAUGCUCCUUAACAUCAUCAUCAGAGUGGGUGGCGUAGCGUUCCUUUCACUAUGUGUGUAUUUGCUGCAACAUCCACAAAUGCAAAUUAAUUUUUAUACCGGUUAUACGAAAGGCAAUUUCGAUAUUAAUAUGACCCAAGCAAUUAGCGAGGUCUAUCGCUGGUAUGCGUAUGAUGAAUUAGAGUAA